This is a messenger RNA of Cercopithifilaria johnstoni, 216 nucleotides long. Lineage: Eukaryota; Metazoa; Nematoda; Chromadorea; Rhabditida; Onchocercidae. The record is from the annotation of a GenBank genome assembly.
AUGAUAGUGAAAUUUGAAGCUUGUGUUAAGAGAAAAGCAGCAUGUAUUGCACAGAUAGGAGAAUUGCAGCAUCGAGAACAUGGACAUGACGGAAAUGCCCGUUUUGAUGAAGCAGCAAAAAAGGAUGAAACGAUGAGGAAAUGGGAGGGAGCUGAUGAUUUCACGAUAGGUGGAGAAGAAGGUAAGGCGCUCCAGCAGACCGAACAGGACGAUUGA